This is a messenger RNA of Cutaneotrichosporon cavernicola, 993 nucleotides long. RefSeq lists its product as uncharacterized. Gene Ontology annotation, cellular component: nucleus; Slx1-Slx4 complex. The record is from RefSeq and is a predicted model, not a curated record. Bases 1 to 993 code for a protein of 330 amino acids. The transcript has 3 exons. Gene Ontology annotation, biological process: DNA repair; DNA replication. NCBI's taxonomy places the organism in Eukaryota, Fungi, Basidiomycota, Tremellomycetes, Trichosporonales, Trichosporonaceae.
AUGUGUACGCCGUCCAGUACGCUUGGAAGAUUGGUCAUCUCGAGCCCCGGCCCCUCGCCUGGAUCACCGACUCGGCGCGCCCAGCAAGAGGUCAUUGACCUUUGCUCGUCUUCUCCCUCGCCGCCACGCGCGUACUCGCCGUUUGACUGGGAAUAUGGCGAUGGGGCGGUGCUUGAGUUUGAUCCCGGGCCGGACUGGGAGUACCACAGUCCAGACGACCACGAGGUAGAUGCGGAGAGUGUCGCCCCGUCAGUUUCGAGAAGCGACGCAGGUCUCAAGCUGUCUGAUAUCGAAUGGGGUGGGGACGAUAUCGAAUGGGGUGGGGACGCCGUUCUCGUGUGGGAUGGGGAGUACGACGACGGCGACGAGGUACGGUUUGUGGAGCAGGGCCAGGGGAGUGAGUAUGAAGACGAGGGGGACGAGGGGGACGAGGAGGAUGAGGAUGAAGAGGAGGACGAGGAGCUCGGGGAAGACGAUUACGAGGUUCAUGACAUCGACGGAAGUGACGACGAGGCGUCCAGUGGCAGUAGCAAUAGGAUGCCAGUCUACAAUAACUGGGACAUUCCAAAGCUACAGCAUCUGGUCAAGGGGUACGGGUAUCGUCCGUCAAAGGAUCGCAAGGUACUGGUGAAGCUCGCGACGGAGUGCUGGGCUGCGCUGCACCCGGCGCCCAAGUCUCGGACAAAGAACAAGGGAAAACAAACCAAGCCGAAGCCAAAGUUGAAGACCAAGGCAGCCAAUGAUGAAGCCGUUGGUCCCGUUGGGCCCGACCCGGCCCUCGACAUUCUGUUUUACAACCUCCUCACAUCCGACGAUGCCCUCUACGCCCGUAUCCUCCGGUACGAGCCUCUGCCCUUUGACGAGCUCGUUUCCCACGCGGUUGCUGCUGGCAUCAACUCGCGUGGCUGGCGGCCGCGCCUGAAAAAGUUCCUGGACCUCAAGGGCGUGACAUACUUUACGGCCGACCCGACGGCGCCGCGCCGGCGUUACUAG